Messenger RNA from Adineta steineri, 654 nucleotides. The record is from the annotation of a GenBank genome assembly. Lineage: Eukaryota; Metazoa; Rotifera; Eurotatoria; Adinetida; Adinetidae.
AUGCGAAGUACUCUUAUCAUUCUAUCAUUGAUCGUUUUCUUUGGUAUUAUCAAUGGAACAAAGAAACGUUCAUUAUCAAUCAUUAAUGCUGAUGUAAACGAAUUAUUUAUAUUAAUUAAAAAACUUUGGUCUGUAAGUUCAGAUGAACUUAAAACAGCAAAUAAACGAAUGUGUCGAAUUAUGAUCGAAUGUUGUUCACCUAAAACUUAUUCAAAAAUUCUUCUAGGUACCGUUUCAGCAGCAAUGAAUACCAGUGAUCCAUUCAUUAAAGCUCGUGACGUAUGUAUUGCUUCGCCUAUUCGUAAUGAUCUAGUUAACACAUGUCCAGCGGCAAUACCAUUAAAUACUUCAUAUUCAUUACCAUCAAAAGCUGCUGCUGAUACGAAUAUUUAUGAAAAAUAUCAAGUUGCUGUAGAAGAAUCAAUAAAACAUAUUGUAGUGUUCAGUGAUUUCAAUACUAAAAUGGCACAUAUGUGUAAUUCAAAAGAAAUUUAUGCAUAUUUAUGUACAUUAAAUUCUAAACUUUCAAAAUCAUGUAUAAAAAAAAUUCUAAAAAAUUCUUAUCAAUCGCAUAGUAAAAGAGCUUAUCAUAUAUAUGUAAAAAAAUUAAAGAGAGUAAUGACUACUAUGUAUGAAAUAAUGAGUGAAUUUUAA